Molecule: messenger RNA, 5425 nt
Organism: Drosophila kikkawai
Lineage: Eukaryota; Metazoa; Arthropoda; Insecta; Diptera; Drosophilidae
Gene: Upf1
Product: Upf1 RNA helicase
Biological process (GO): nuclear-transcribed mRNA catabolic process, nonsense-mediated decay
Cellular component (GO): cytoplasm
Molecular function (GO): ATP binding; RNA binding; hydrolase activity
Source: RefSeq, a predicted model, not a curated record
GAGCACCCAAGUUGUCAUCUGGCAACACUGCGCAUUAUUUUGUUAUAUUUCUGACACAUAUUUUAACUAGGCAAUCGGCGACAAUCGAGAGAUAUAAUUCGUGAUAAACAAGUAAAAGCACGUUGAGGGACUCGCCGCUCCCCUCUAAAGCCUAUCAUUAGACCAAAAAGAAACGGUGACCUGAGUGCCAACAACAGGCUGCAUGCUGAACGUGCCCAUCGAAUUAUUUCACGCGCAAAACGUUUUCUAUUUUUUUUUUUGUGUGUGCCAGCCGCACAUUCUGCGAAACUCUGCUCGUUCCAGCGUAAUUACUCGGAAUUACAAGGCUCACGCGAAUUCCUUUCCAGCGACAGGGACGAACUGCCCCGCCAGUAAGUGUGGCACAGGCGGCGAGUCAGCGAUCCGAACGAUCCACGCACAUCGCCGGACUCGAGAAUCGCAGGGGAAAGAAGAAGAAAAGCCAGCAGCUAUAGAAACGCCAGAAGAGCGAGGGAAGCAACAGCAGCAGCAACCUUGGGUGAAGAGGAGGCUGCACAGGCGUCGCCAUGAGCGUGGACACGUAUGCGCCCAGCUCGGCGCUGUCGUUCCUGGACAUGGACGACACCGAGCUGAUGCCAGGAGCAGAUACACAGCCCACGCAGUAUGAUUAUCGUGACUUUACCAUGCCGUCCAAUUCGCAGAGUCAGCAGGUUGACCACCAGCAGCAGCUGGAGCUCCACUCUCGCGGCCAAACUGGAGGCGGAGGCGGUGGCGACUCGCAUCCGCGCCUGGCCAGCAUCACCAACGAUUUGGCCGAUUUGCAGUUCGAGGAGGAGGACGACGACGGCGGCAGCAGCUCAUAUGUAAAGGAGCUGCCGGCGCAUGCCUGCAAAUACUGUGGUAUCCACGACCCGGCCACGGUGGUGAUGUGCAACAAUUGCAAAAAAUGGUUCUGCAAUGGACGCGGCAGCACCUCCGGCUCGCACAUCAUUAACCAUUUGGUGCGGGCCAAGCACCGCGAGGUGACCCUCCACGCCGACGGGCCGCUGGGCGAGACCGUGCUCGAGUGCUACUCCUGCGGCGUCCGCAAUGUCUUUGUGCUGGGCUUCAUACCGGCCAAGGCGGAUUCCGUUGUGGUGCUGCUCUGUCGCCAGCCUUGCGCUGCCCAAAAUUCACUGAAGGACAUGAACUGGGAUCAGGAGCAGUGGAAGCCCCUAAUCGCCGAUCGCUGCUUCCUGCCUUGGCUGGUGAAGCAGCCCAGCGAACAGGGCCAGUUGCGGGCGCGCCAAAUCUCGGCGGCGCAGAUCAACAAGCUGGAAGAACUGUGGAAGGAGAAUAUCGAGGCCACGUUCCAGGAUCUGGAGAAGCCGGGCAUUGACUCGGAGCCGGCCCAGGUGCUGUUGCGCUACGAGGAUGGGUAUCAGUACGAGAAGACUUUCGGGCCGUUGGUCCGCCUGGAGGCCGACUACGACAAGAAGCUGAAGGAGUCGGCCACCCAGGAGAACAUCGAGGUGCGGUGGGAUGUGGGUCUGAACAAGAAGACCAUUGCCUACUUUACGCUGGCCAAGACCGACUCGGACAUGAAGCUGAUGCACGGCGACGAGCUGCGUCUGCGAUAUGUCGGUGAGAUGUAUAGUCCUUGGAGCGAGACCGGGCAGCUCAUCAAGGUGCCGGAUAACUUUGGCGACGAUGUCGGCCUGGAGUUGAAAUCCUCCUCCAAUGCGCCGGUCAAGUGCACCAGCAACUUCUCGGUGGAUUUUAUUUGGAAAUGCACCUCCUUCGAUCGCAUGACCCGUGCCCUCCGCAACUUUGCCAUGGACCGCAAUUCGGUGUCCAAUUUUAUAUACACGCGCCUGCUGGGCCAUGGCCGUGCCGAUGCCAACGACGAGGUGCUGUUCCGUGGGCCACAGCCCAAGCUGUAUAGCGCCCCGCAUCUGCCGGAUCUGAAUCGCAGCCAGGUGUAUGCCGUGAAGCAUGCUUUGCAGCGUCCCCUCUCGCUCAUCCAGGGACCGCCGGGCACCGGCAAGACCGUGACCUCGGCCACCAUUGUCUACCAGCUGGUGAAGCAGCACGGCGGCACUGUGCUGGUGUGCGCUCCCAGCAACACGGCUGUGGACCAGCUGACGGAGAAGAUCCAUCGCACCAACCUGAAGGUGGUGCGCGUGUGCGCCAAGAGCCGCGAGGCCAUCGACAGUCCGGUGAGCUUCCUCGCUCUGCACAACCAGAUCCGCAACAUGGAGACCAACACGGAGCUGAAGAAGCUGCAGCAGCUCAAGGACGAGACCGGGGAGCUGAGCUCGGCGGACGAGAAGCGCUAUCGGAGUCUGAAGCGCGGAGCGGAGAACCAGCUGCUGGAGGCCGCCGAUGUCAUCUGCUGUACGUGCGUGGGCGCCGGAGAUGGACGCCUGUCGCGCAUCAAGUUCACCUCGAUCCUCAUCGACGAAUCCAUGCAGUCCACGGAGCCGGAGUGCAUGGUGCCAGUGGUGCUGGGCGCCAAGCAGCUAAUCCUCGUCGGCGACCAUUGCCAGCUGGGACCGGUGGUCAUGUGCAAGAAGGCCGCUCGCGCCGGUCUCUCGCAGAGUCUGUUCGAGCGUUUGGUUGUCCUGGGCAUCCGUCCGUUCCGUUUGGAGGUGCAAUAUCGCAUGCAUCCGGAGUUAUCCCAGUUCCCGUCCAACUUCUUCUACGAGGGAUCGCUGCAGAACGGCGUCUGUGCGGAGGAUCGACGCCUUAAGUUGGACUUUCCAUGGCCGCAGCCGGAGAGACCCAUGUUCUUCCUGGUUACCCAGGGUCAGGAGGAGAUCGCCGGCUCGGGCACCUCCUUUCUCAAUCGCACCGAGGCUGCCAAUGUGGAGAAGAUCACGACGCGCUUUCUCAAGGCGGGCAUCAAGCCGGAACAGAUUGGCAUCAUUACGCCGUACGAGGGACAGCGUGCCUACUUGGUCCAGUAUAUGCAGUACCAGGGUAGCCUUCACUCUCGCCUGUAUCAGGAGAUUGAAAUUGCCAGCGUGGAUGCGUUCCAGGGACGCGAAAAGGACAUCAUUAUCAUGUCGUGCGUGCGUUCCAACGAGCGGCAGGGCAUCGGCUUCCUGAACGAUCCCAGACGCCUCAACGUGGCCCUCACUCGCGCCAAAUACGGUAUCAUCAUCGUGGGCAAUCCCAAGGUGCUCGCCAAGCAGCAGCUGUGGAAUCAUCUGCUCAACUUCUACAAGGACCGCAAGGUGCUCGUCGAGGGCUCGCUGAACAACCUGAAGGAGUCGCUCAUCCACUUCCAGAAGCCCAAGAAGCUCGUCAACAGCAUGAACAUUGGCGCCCACUUCAUGUCCACCAUGAUGGCCGAUGCCAAGGAGGUGAUGGUGGCCGGCUCAAUCUACGAUCGCAGCGGUCGCCCGAUUCCCGGCCAGGCGGCUGUGAAUGGCUCCCAGUUUGGUAGCGGCGGCGGUGGAACUCCCUAUGGCGGUGCAUCUCCCCUGGGUUAUGGCGGUGGUGCCCCCGGCAACUCCAACUCCAUGCAUGGCUUCAAUCUGGGCGCUGUCGGUAGUGGCAACAACAACUUUGCCAGCGGCGGUGGUGCGGGCCCAAGCUGGGCAGCUGCCCACCUGCACCACGACUCCAUUGGCUACAUAUCCAAUGAGCAUGGUGCCGCCGCUCUGGGCAACAUGCCCGUGCCCGUGGGCAUGUUCAUGAACAUGACCAAUCUGCCGCCGCGUUUCUACAACCAGCACCAGCAGGCGAUUAUGGCCGCCAAGCAGAAUCGGCCCAUGCAGCAGCAGCAGUCUGGCAACUUCCCCUCAAACGCUGCCACAGUCAGUGGAGGCGGCGGCGGAGGAGGAGGAGCCGGCACCACCACCGCCGCCGGGUCGGGAAGUAACUCUCAGGCAGGCGGUGGCAAGAAAUCCCAUAACAGGGGCAAGCUACGGACAACGAGUGGCCACCAGGGAAGUGCCGGAGCUGGUGGGGCAGCGGUGGUAGUGGGAGGACCUACCAGUGGACAAAGCUCGGGAGGGAGUGUGACUCCAUUUACCCAGCAGCCGGUGCCAUUGUCGCUGCAAAUGACGCAGCCGAGCGGAUUUGCACUAUCGCAGCAGCCGGAGUUAUCGCAGGACUUUGGCCAGAUAUCACAGAUGGACGGUUUGCUCUCCCAAGAUGUGGCCUUUAAUGUGUCGGGCGAACGCAGUUUAAAUCAAUUCUCACAGCCUUAUUGAGAAUCCGGCCGCCGCAGGUGCACCACCAAAUUACAAACGAUUACAAAAGCAACCCAAAUGAAAAAAAAAAACAACAACAACAAACUCAAGAUUUUGAAAACAACAAUCAAAGAGUAGCAGCAUCAGCAAGGAGCAGACACCAAACAAGGAGGAGGACUACGAGCACAGGGAAACAACGACAGAUGCGACAAACGGCGCAGCGAGAGGACCUAGGAGGACAUGAGUACGGGCGGGGCCGCCACCAAGGACACGGAGAAACGGGCAAAAGAAAAUAGAAGGAAAGGGUAUACAGAGAGAGAACGAGAACGAGAUCGAGAGAGAGAGAGAGAGAGAGAGAGUGCGGAGUCCAUUACAGGCGGUAGUGAGCAGAGCCAGAUCACUCACAGGGCCACCCAAAAGAGGAUGACAGAAAAAGAUGCACUGCAGCAAGCGAUGCUGAGCGCUAUGAGCGAAUGAGCUCCGCAGGAUCGGAAAAGCCUGCCGGCCAGCCAGUCAGCCAGCGAUGUAACGCAUUUUCUUGAAAGGCGUAUGUCGAAGCCACUCCCAAGGGAGGUGCCAGUGGCCCAUCAUCUUUUGAAACCUUCUUCACACCAUUCUCUGCCUUCCAGUGCAGCAGUGCAGCCAUGAAAACCCAAGCUCAUGCUCUAGACUUUUAAUUCCAAAACACGUUUACACCUCACAUCGGCCGGCCCCAAGCAAAGCCCACAACUGUUGUACAUUUCGUAAGUCUUCGAACACUUUUUUGACUUCUGUAUGCAUUUGUUAUCCACAAAAAACCAACAAAGCAAAACCAAACGAAAAGAAAAAAACAAACAACAACAGAAAAUGUUAAAACUAAAUCAAAAACGUAAGAAUAAUGGAUACGGGAAUUCACACAAUGUUUCGAUCGCGGGGCUUGCCAAUUUCCACGGGGCGGAUGAUUGAAAAUCGAAUGAACGAUGACACGACGGAUGUGAUCUUCCCACCCACCCACAAAAAAUGAGAAAUCCAAAACACAGGAACAAAAAAAAAGAGGAUCAGAAGAGGUUAAUAUUAAUUCUAAUAUUAAUGCAGUUACACAGAUGCCUGUUGAUUGUUUUUAAAACGAUAUAUGAAAAAGGGUAUAUAUUUUUGUCAAUAUAAUGUGAGUUUAUUUUCCCCCAAAACGCAACUCCUUGAAGAAAGAAAAAUCGAUCCGCUUUUCUUUUCUUUUUCCCCUUUGAAAUUCUAAAUAAAAAAUUUCAGUUUUUCUUUGCAAAAAUCAA